AUGGGAGAAUCUCAUAUGACAGACUCUGAAAAUGAAGAUAUCCCAAGACAAAAAGACAGUGACUCGGAUAAUGAGGAGCCUCCAAAUCACAAUGUCAGUGAUUCAGACAAUGAAGCAGCACAUGGAGGGAAAGACAGUGAUUCUGAUAUGGAGGACCGUCCAAAUCGGCAUUUAAGUGACUCUGAAAAUGAAGAUGCCUUAAAUCAUCGAGCAAGUGACUCUGAAAAUGGAGAACCUCACAGAGACCACAGUAGUGAUUUUGAAAAUGAAGAAUCACAGAAGCAGCUGGGCAGUGACUCAGAGAGUGAGGAGCUCCACAAGCAGCCAGCCAGUGAUUCGGAAAGUGAAAUGCUCCACAAGCAGCCAGCCAGCGACUCGGAGAGCGAGGAACACCGCAAACAGCCAGCCAGCGACUCGGAGAGUGAGGAUGUUUCUAGACACAAACAAGAAAUAGAGUCUGAGGAUAGUGAUGGGGAGGACAGGAAGGAGGAGGUGCAGAAUGAUUCUCAUCAUUCAGAUAAUAAACGUGUAAGGGAAGGAUUUCAGGGCUCUGACAGUGAAGAGGAAGCUCCUAAGAGACGAAAAAUAUCGGACAGUGAAGAAGAAGAGAAAGAGGAGGAGAAGACAAUGAAGAGGAAAACGGCUAUCCUUUCGGACAGUGAGGAUGACAGUGAGAAAACACCUGCCAAAAAAGUACGAAUCCUCUCUGAUGUCGAAGAAUCAGAUAGUGAUGCUGCUUCCGAGAAAUCCGACAAAAGGAAGAAAAGUAUUGUAUCAGAUAGUGAGGAAGAAGAAGAAAGAAAAGAGAAUGCUGGGAAGAAUAAAGAAGAGAAAGAUCUGUUUGGCAGUGAUAGUGAAUCUGGAAAUGAACAAGAGAACCUCAUUGCAGAUAUAUUUGGAGAAUCUGGUGAUGAGGAAGAAGAGGAAUUUACAGGUUUUAACCAGGAAGAUUUGGAGGAAGAAAAAGGUGAUGCAGACAUGAAGGAGACAGCAGAUGAAUCAGACUCUGAUGAUAACAUCAAAAGAGGGAAGCACAUGGACUUCAUGUCAGAUUUUGACAUGAUGCUACAACGAAAGAAGAGUAUGAGUGGCAAGCGUCGACGAAACCGUGAUGGUGGAACUUUUAUUAGUGAUGCAGAUGAUGUGGUCAGUGCUAUGAUUGUGAAGAUGAAUGAAGCUGCUGAGGAGGAUCGACAGCUGAAUACACAAAAGAAACCAGCACUAAAGAAAUUAACUUUGUUACCAACUGUAGUUAUGCAUCUUAAAAAGCAGGACCUCAAAGAAACUUUCAUUGAUAGUGGUGUUAUGUCUGCCAUCAAAGAGUGGCUUUCUCCUCUUCCAGACCGAAGUCUGCCAGCGCUAAAGAUACGAGAGGAGCUUCUGAAGAUCCUGCAAGAGCUGCCCAGCGUGAGCCAGGAGACCCUGAAGCACAGUGGCAUUGGACGAGCUGUGAUGUACCUUUACAAACACCCCAAAGAGUCGAGACCUAACAAGGAUAUGGCGGGGAAGCUAAUCAAUGAAUGGUCUCGACCCAUCUUUGGCCUUACCUCAAACUACAAAGGCAUGACAAGAGAAGAGAGGGAACAGAGAGAUUUGGAACAGAUGCCUCAGCGAAGGAGAUUGAGCAGCUGUGGUGGUCAGACUCCCCGCAGGGACCUGGAGAAAGUGUUAACUGGAGAGGAAAAGGCUCUUAGACCCGGAGACCCCGGGUUCUGUGCCCGUGCGAGGGUGCCAAUGCCCUCCAACAAGGACUAUGUGGUCAGGCCAAAGUGGAAUGUGGAGAUGGAGUCCUCCAGGCCCGGGACUAUUAAGAGAGGUAUUAGUCGCUUGGAAAAACACAAGAGACGGUUUGCUGAACAGAAACGACUCAGCAAAGUGCAUCGGGCCAUCAAGUUCAGCAUUGAAGGCAACAGGAUGCCCCUGUAGCCAUGACACUCUGCCUUCCCCAAGUUUGAGAGUUCCAGGGGACCUCUAAGAAAGGGGUGAGUCGACUGGACAAACAGAUGCGGAAAUUCACAGAUAUCAGGAAAAAAAGCAGAUCGGCCCAUGCCGUGAAAAUCAGCAUUGAGGGCAAUAAGAUGCCAUUGUGACCCUUCACAGAAUACCCCAUGAUCUCUGCUGUAAGACAAUAUCUUUACACUUUUUAAAACUUGUUUGGGGGUUUUUCUAGUGAAUCUUUAAACUGUUGUUUCAGGUUCUGGUGUAAGA
Messenger RNA from Pterocles gutturalis (yellow-throated sandgrouse), 2208 nucleotides. It is a transcript of the gene IWS1, whose product is annotated as IWS1 homolog (S. cerevisiae). Gene Ontology annotation, cellular component: nucleus. Bases 1 to 1926 code for a protein of 641 amino acids. The transcript has 13 exons. NCBI's taxonomy places the organism in Eukaryota, Metazoa, Chordata, Aves, Pterocliformes, Pteroclidae. The record is from RefSeq and is a predicted model, not a curated record. Gene Ontology annotation, biological process: poly(A)+ mRNA export from nucleus.